UCGUACGAUAAGCUGAUAGGGAUAUACCAACAACUACCUCCCACUUCAACGAACUCUUCCUCUCACAACAACACAAACACUCCUCACCAUGGCGCCUCCACCAAACUUCAAACCCGCCCUCAUAAUCGUAGACCUACAAGAGGAUUUCUGCCCACCAAACGGCAGCCUCGCAGUCCCCAACGGCCGCUCCAUAAUCCCCACAGUCAACACCCUCCUCACGCUCCCCUUCCCCCUCAAAAUCGCCACCAAAGACUGGCACCCCCUUGACCACAUCUCCUUCGCGGCCAACCACCCCUCCGCCGAGCCCUUCACCUCCUACACCACGAUAACCAACCCCUCCAACGCCUCGGAAACCUACACCUCACGCCUCUGGCCCGUCCACUGCGUGCAGAACACCCCCGGCGCAUCUCUCGUCUCGGAACUCGACGUCUCUAAAAUCGACAAAGUGAUAGAAAAAGGCACGAUCAGGGACGUCGAGAUGUAUUCCGCGUUCUACACCCCGCUGAAGGAUCCGAGGGUCGGAGAUAGUGGGCUAGCGGGGGUCUUGAGAGAGGGGGGGAUUAGCGAUGUGUUUGUGGUGGGGUUGGCGUUUGAUUAUUGCGUGGCGUCGACGGCGGUUGAUGCCAAGGCGGAGGGCUUCACGACGUGGGUUGUGAGGGAGGGGACGAGGUUGGUGGAUGCGAGUCAGUGGGCGGAGACGGAGAAGGAGUUGGAGGGGAAGGGGGUUAGUUGUGUGGAUUUUGAGGGGAGUGAGGUUGGUUGGGUUAGGGAGUAUAAGGGUUGAGAGGAUGGGAUGGGAGGGGAUGGUUUAUUAAUUAUGGCUCUAUGAUGGGAAGGGGAACUGAAUGCACUUGAAAGUUGCUCGGAAGGAAAUGAUAGGUGUUGCAUGGCGUUGCUAUAUUCUACCAAAAGAUUCAUGAUUUUCAACUCAAGGACUGACACUUUUGCCCGCAUAUUCUCUACAGUUAACUCGACAAUUUCAGUUAGCCCGUCCCUCAAAUUGCCUAGCAGAGGAAAAAACAUCAGCUUCACUUUAGGUC
Molecule: messenger RNA, 1040 nt
Organism: Mollisia scopiformis
Lineage: Eukaryota; Fungi; Ascomycota; Leotiomycetes; Helotiales; Mollisiaceae
Product: Isochorismatase hydrolase
Exons: 2
Coding region: 89-784 (231 amino acids)
Source: RefSeq, a predicted model, not a curated record